AUGACGACAACGGACUGCAGAAACUCGUCCACAGGGCGAGACGCCCUCCAGAAACCCAACCCUAGGAGCCUCCGUCGCGAGCAUGUCUCAUCGCAACCCGUGCUUCCCGACGAUGAGGAGUCGGUGACGGCCGCAGAGUCCGACACUACUCUCGAGCAAAGCACAUCUUCCAAUGGCUAUACGUAUGGCACCGCCGCUCAGCCAGCACCGCUGCCGAAGCCCGUCGACUCUUCUGCCGCUCUCGCAAACGGAACCGCAUCAGAGACUGCCGGGAACACGCCCCCGCCCACCCGUGCCCUGGCCCCGGACCUUCUCCGCGGGCUGCUCAUGAUGUUCAUGGCCAUGGACCACAACGUCAUAGGCCUCAACUCCUGGCCGCACAGCACCGGCGCAAACCACAUGGAAUCCGACUCUGCGCUGAUUACCCGCUGGAACCGUCCCAUUGGGUACGCCGUCCGCAUGCUCUCGCACCUGUGCGCCCCGGGCUUCACCUUUCUGCUCGGCAUGGGCGUAGUGUACUUUGGUCGCUCGCGGGCGAAGCUGGGAUGGUCGCCGGCGCGGAUGGCGAGGCACUUCGCGAUCCGGGCCGUGGUGCUGACGGCGGUCUCGACCGUGAUUGGUUUCUUUCUGACACUAGGCCAGCUGUGGUUUCUGAACAUGGUCCUCGUGGCGUUGGCGGUGGAUUACCUCCUCGUCGGCCUCCUGUGGCUCGGCAUCGCAGGGACCGAGCCAAUGCUGGCUUCGGCGCUUGACCGGUUUGUUCUCGUCGGCGACGGGGGCGAGAGGACACCUCUCCUGGUUCACACCGGCCACCGCAUCCCUUCCGAGGGCAAGGCCUCAGCCCGCGCCCAGUCGAUAUCAUGGCACGUACACAACGCCAUUCUCCUCGUGCUCGCCUUCGUCACCAUUUGGUGGAACAUCUGGCUUUCCCCGUCCCACGGCGUCUGCACAGCAUCCCCCGUCGCCUCCACGGCCAACGACUUCUGGCGCUUCUGGUUCUACGAGGUUUCGUCCCCGCACGUCAUGUCCGGCUUCCCGCCCCUCGCAUGGCUCUCCUUUGCCAUACUCGGCCUCCUCUACGGCCGCAUAGUGCUCGCUCGGCCUCUCUCGCCCACGACGCUGGCCUCGGGGAACGUUGCGGCGGGCCUUGUUUUCAGCGUCCUCUUCGUCCUCACCCGCGUCCUGCGCAUCGGUAAUCUCUCCGAGGGAUGCCUGCAGACACCCGACCAAGCGGCUCACCCCGAGAUCAACCCGUACUUGGUGUCCGUAGCCUCCUUUUUCUACGUCGUCAAGUACCCGCCCGACUUUGCAUUCUUCGCCUACACCCUUUCGGCAACCUUCUUUCUCCUCGCCAUCUUCGGCAUGGUCCCGCCGCGGUUCGCCACGAAGUGGCUCAAGGUUCUUUUGGCGUUUGGCACGUCUGCCCUGUUUUUCUACGUCAUGCACCUCAUCGUACUGUUCAGCGUGUCCCUGUCGGUGACGCUCAAUCUCUUUGGGCGCGAGAACGGGCUCCCUUCGCCCGUGGACGGAAGACCGGCCGUGGGUGUCGACAGCGUCUUGAUUUGGUGGGCAAAUUGGGCGUUGGUAAUGGCUAUCAUGUAUCCGUUGUGUAGGUGGUACAGCGCGUUCAAGAAGACGAGGAGUGCGGAUUCGGUGUGGAGAUUCUUUUAG
Molecule: messenger RNA, 1671 nt
Organism: Colletotrichum spaethianum
Lineage: Eukaryota; Fungi; Ascomycota; Sordariomycetes; Glomerellales; Glomerellaceae
Exons: 1
Coding region: 1-1671 (556 amino acids)
Source: RefSeq, a predicted model, not a curated record